AUGGACGACAUCGGCGGUGGCUUCGGUGCCGGCGGCAUGGGCCUGGACGACGACAAGGACCCGGACUGGAAGGACCUGUCCUCCGACUCGGAGGAUUCUGAGGACGAGGAGUCGACCAAGAAGGACGCGGGAACCUGUACAGAGGAGGCCGCCGCUGGCGAGCGGGCGGAGCAGGAGGCGACCGGCCGAGGCGCGGCGCCGCAGGGCAAGGCCGCCAGCGACUGA
This is a messenger RNA of Prorocentrum cordatum, 225 nucleotides long. NCBI's taxonomy places the organism in Eukaryota, Dinophyceae, Prorocentrales, Prorocentraceae. The record is from the annotation of a GenBank genome assembly.